Corylus avellana is the source of this 2011-nucleotide messenger RNA. RefSeq names its product pyrophosphate--fructose 6-phosphate 1-phosphotransferase subunit beta. NCBI's taxonomy places the organism in Eukaryota, Viridiplantae, Streptophyta, Magnoliopsida, Fagales, Betulaceae. Gene Ontology annotation, biological process: fructose 6-phosphate metabolic process; photosynthesis; response to glucose. Gene Ontology annotation, cellular component: cytosol. The record is from RefSeq and is a predicted model, not a curated record. Gene Ontology annotation, molecular function: diphosphate-fructose-6-phosphate 1-phosphotransferase activity; ATP binding; 6-phosphofructokinase activity.
UCUCUCUCUCUCUCUCUCACUCUCUCACAGAGACACACACACAGAGACAGACACGCACGCGCAUUAUUUCUCAAAGUUCACGUGGAUAAUGUCGUCGACAACCUCGGAAACUGGCAAGGCCGUGCCGGGGCGUCUGGCGUCGGUUUACAGUGAGGUGCAGAGCAGCCGCCUCAACAUCUCUCUCCCUCUCCCUUCAGUCCUUAAAACCUCCUUCAACGUCGUCGACGGCCCACCAAGCUCUGCCGCCGGAAACCCAGAUGGGAUUGCAAAGUUGUUUCCGAACCUAUUUGGACAGCCUUCAGUUAUCCUAAAGGCAGGAGAUUCCGGGGCAGCUACAAAAGAUGGAAGUCUGAAGAUUGGUGUGGUUCUUUCCGGAGGACAGGCUCCUGGUGGACACAAUGUCAUUUCUGGAAUUUUUGAUUACUUACAGGAGCGGGCCAAGGGAAGCAGAGUGUAUGGAUUUAAGGGGGGCCCUGCAGGGAUUAUGAAGUGCAAUUAUGUUGAGUUGUCUACAGAGUUUAUCUAUCCUUACAGAAAUCAGGGUGGCUUUGAUAUGAUCUGUAGUGGCAGGGACAAGAUUGAAACUCCAGAACAGUUCAAGCAAGCUGAAGAAACAGCAAAAAAGCUUGAUUUGGAUGGGAUUGUAGUCAUUGGUGGGGAUGACUCUAACACAAAUGCGUGUCUCCUUGCUGAAAACUUCAGGGGUAAAAAUAUGAAGACAAGGGUUAUUGGGUGUCCAAAAACCAUUGAUGGUGACUUGAAAUGCAAAGAGGUUCCCACAAGUUUUGGAUUUGACACAGCAUGCAAGAUAUAUUCAGAAAUGAUAGGAAAUGUGAUGACAGAUGCCCGUUCAACUGGAAAAUACUACCAUUUUGUAAGGCUUAUGGGCCGUGCAGCUUCUCACAUAACAUUGGAAUGCGCUUUAGAGACUCACCCAAACAUUGCAAUUAUUGGAGAAGAGGUUGCUGCCAAGAAGCAAACACUCAAGAGCGUUACAGACAAUAUUACAGAUAUAAUCUGCAAACGUUCUAAACUUGGCUAUAAUUACGGUGUCAUACUUAUUCCAGAAGGUCUAAUCGAUUUCAUUCCCGAGGUACAACAGCUAAUUUCAGAGCUUAAUGAAAUCUUAGCCCAUGAUGUUGUUGAUGAAACUGGAAUGUGGAAAAAGAAACUCCAAAGCCAAUCUCAGGAGCUUUUCGAGUUGUUCCCACAAGCAAUUCAAGAGCAACUACUGCUUGAGAGAGAUCCACAUGGGAAUGUGCAGGUUGCCAAGAUAGAAACAGAAAAAAUGCUCAUUCAAAUGGUGGAAACUGAAUUGGACAAAAGGAAGCAUGAGGGUCAAUAUAAUGGACAGUUCAAAGGACAAUCACACUUCUUUGGUUAUGAGGGCAGAUGUGGUUUGCCUACAAACUUUGAUGCAAACUAUUGCAAUGCACUGGGUUAUGCAGCUGGAGCCCUCCUUCAGUCUGGAAAAACUGGAUUGAUUUCUUCGGUAGGAAAUUUGGGUGCCCCAGUUGAGGAAUGGACAGUUGGUGGAACAGCACUGACAUCCUUAAUGGAUGUCGAGCGGAGACAUGGGAAGUUCAAGCCAGUGAUUAAGAAGGCAAUGGUAGAACUUGAAGGUGCACCUUUCAAAAAACUUGCAUCCUUGCGGGAUGACUGGGCACUCAACAAUCGAUAUGUUAGUCCAGGUCCCAUUCAAUUUGUAGGCCCAACAGCGAAUGCUAUCAAUUACACUCUACUGCUGGAGCUUGGAGUGCAAGCUUAGGAGCAUACAUGGAUGGGUUCUGGUUAUAAAUUCGAUUAUUUAUAUUCAAUAACAAGAAAUUUGAGCAGCAGAUGUAAUUUGGCAAGGCUAUCUCAACCAGGAAACUUAGGAUCCAUGUUGCUGACCCAACCUUUCUUUUCUUCUAUGGUUUCUUAGUAUUUUGUGACCAACUUUUAAUUUUGAUUCUACCUGGUUAAUUAACUAAACAUCAACACUUCAACUAAGGAUUCUGGUUCAUUUCUG